Messenger RNA from Podarcis raffonei (Aeolian wall lizard), 2328 nucleotides. RefSeq names its product coagulation factor X (gene F10). Gene Ontology annotation, molecular function: calcium ion binding; serine-type endopeptidase activity. The record is from RefSeq and is a predicted model, not a curated record. The transcript has 9 exons. Bases 1 to 1734 code for a protein of 577 amino acids. Gene Ontology annotation, cellular component: extracellular region. Gene Ontology annotation, biological process: proteolysis. NCBI's taxonomy places the organism in Eukaryota, Metazoa, Chordata, Lepidosauria, Squamata, Lacertidae.
AUGCUGUCUCGGCUUUGUUCCUUUCUCUCUACACGGUUUGUGAAUGCUAUGUACAUUCCCAUCCCCGCUCUUACGCUUUCAACAACUCUCCGAGAAAAGCAAGGGAAGCUGCUUUUUGAAACAUCCAAGGCACCACUUUGCCUUUACUCUGCCUCUUAUGACCUUACUUGGAAAAGACCAGGAUGUCUUAUCAUUCAGCACAAUUAUUUGGAGAAUCCUCAUCCAAACACAACCCCGUUUGUUAUGUGUGAUAAGAGGUGCAGCCCAGCAACAGGAAGUGUGCUGUUUGAACCUUAUUCACGACUAGUCCCUGCAGCAGAACAGUGUGUUGUUUUUCCACCGAUAGGCACCAUGGCUAGCCAGCUGUUCCUCAUUCUGAUUCUCACUUCUCUGUCAAGUUUCCUGAAGGCAGAAAGAAAUGUUUUUCUACAGGAUAAAAAGGCAAACAAUUUUUUGGAACGAGUAAAGCGGGCCAAUUCUCCUUUUGAGGAGUUUAGGCAGGGAAACAUUGAAAGGGAGUGCAUGGAAGAGCGAUGCUCAAAGGAAGAAGCCAGAGAAGCCUUUGAAAACCAAGAGAAAACUGAGGAGUUCUGGAAUGUGUAUGUAGAUGGGGAUCAGUGUGCCUCAAACCCUUGCCAUGACCGUGGAACGUGCAAAGAUGGCAUUAAUAAAUAUACCUGCACAUGUUUGGAUGGCUAUGAUGGGCCGAACUGUGAUAGUGUCAUACAAAGAUCCUGCAAAGUGCAGAAUGGUGGCUGUAAGCAGUUCUGCAAGCUUGUAGAAAACAAUAUUGAAUGCUUUUGUGCCAAUGGAUAUAUUCUGGAAAACAAUGGACAAUCCUGCAUUCCUACAGUUCCAUAUCCAUGUGGUCGGAUUCAGAAAAAGAAGGUGGCAAAGAGAGAGGCAAGUUAUUUAGAAGAGUUGGAUUAUAAUGACACACAGAUUUUCCCAAGCCCUGAUCCCCAAGAUGAAGAGCCAUUGUAUGGGGUCGAAGAAGAUCCUGACGAGGACCGUGGUGUCAGAAUAGUUAACGGAGAGGAUUGUAAACUGGGCCAGUGUCCUUGGCAGGCACUUCUGAUAGAUGAUGCAGGAGAAGGGUUUUGUGGAGGCACCAUUCUGAGCCCAAUGUAUGUGCUUACCGCGGCUCAUUGUAUAAAUCAGACAAAAACGCUGAAAGUUGUUGUUGGGGAAGUGAACACAACAGUGAGUGCAAGAACAGGGACUGUUCAUACAGUGGAGAAGAUAUACGUACAUCAAAAAUUUGUUUUGGCAACCUAUGAUUACGAUAUAGCCCUCAUUCAGCUGAAGACCCCUAUCCAGUUUUCCGAAAACGUGAUCCCUGCGUGCCUUCCCACUGUCGACUUUGCAAAUCAAGUCCUGAUGAGAGCAGGAAAGGGUAUGAUCAGUGGCUUUGGCCGCCUCCACGAAAGAGGCCGAGUAUCCGCCACGCUCAAAAAAAUUGAUGUCCCCUAUGUUGAGAGGCAUAUCUGCAAGCUGUCCAGCAAUUUCCCGAUCACUGAAAAUAUGUUCUGUGCUGGUUACCAUACCGUAGCCCAAGAUGCAUGUCAGGGAGACAGUGGAGGACCACAUGUCACUCAAUACUGGGACACUUAUUUUGUGACUGGUGUAAUCAGCUGGGGGGAAGGGUGUGCAAGGGAGGGGAAAUAUGGGAUUUAUACCAAGGUGUCGAGAUUCAUAGGUUGGCUGAGGAGAAUAAUGCGUCCAAAGCUGUAACACGGUGGAGCGUUGAGAGGGCAACCAUUGUCUCCCUGAUCAUGGUUUAUUGUCGUGUUUCACGCAGGCAUUUCCACGGGUGAAUUAAAUAGGUCACUUUGCCUAGGACUUAAACCAGCCUCUGCCAACCAGGAUUAUUUUUGGACUAUAACUCCCAUCAGCCUCAGCCAGCACAGCUAUGCUGGUUGACGUUGAUGGGAGUUGUAGUACAAAACAUCCCUUGGGCACCAUCUUAGUAAGGGAUGACUUACACUAUGUUACUUUAAUGGCCUCUUCAUUUCAAAAGCCUUGUUCAGGUGUUCUUCCAGAACAAGAAAGAUCAAUAUAGUAUGUAGUUUUGCCUAAUGCAAUGCAUUCUUGUAUGUUAUUUUCAUUUAUAUGUACUCUGUGCCCACCUAGUACAUGCAUUCUUGUGCACAUUUACUUGUCUGAAGAACUGGAUUGCAAAAUUCGGAGAAGUGCAAGUUUUGAAGGAUGUUUUGCUUCAUGUAUUCUUUAUAGAAGCACAAAUUCCAUGUUAGCCUUUAAAUGCUAACUGAACUGAAUUUCUUCCCCCAUCCCUAUAAUGCCAUAAUAAAAGAAAGUGUUAACGUU